AUGAUUCAGACCAUAGGAAGGCGUCGAAAUUGUGGAGUGGGCAGGCAGUGUGUGGUGAUGGAGGUGGUAAUACUGAAGGCAAGAGCCCAACUGAAUCGACUCGUGCCUGGGCGCGAGGGCGCGGAGGCUGUUGAAAAGCCGGUAGGCGGCGAGUCGCGCGUGCGCGGGGCCACGCGGGCGGCGGCGGGUCGCGCGCGCAGCAUGGCGGCCGCACCAGGCGCGCCGCCCGCGCCGUCCGCCGCCUCGUGGCUCAACGCCAGCCUCGCCUACAACGCCUCGCGCCUCAACCUUUCCCUGGACACAGAGUUCGACUUGCUCAAUGCCAACGCCACAGAUGAACACGACAACCACUGGUUCUGCGCAAAAUGGACCAGCGCGCAGCAGGACCUCUUCCAGGCGGCGAACCUAUGCUUCGCGAUCGCAUUCCUGGCUCCGAAGAGCUUCAAGCAGAGCAUCCUGGUGCUGCGCGCGCUGGCGGCGGCGGGCGCCGUGCUGAUGGCCAUGUGGGCCGGCGCUGAGGUCUGCGCCCCCGACGUGCUCGUCUGGAGCCUCGCGCUCGUUUUCGUUAACUCUAUACACACUGUCUUCUUAAUCAUAAGGUUUCUACCGCCAGCUCUAUCGCUAGAGUUGACCGAACUGUACCUGAAGCUGUUCAAGCCGCUGAAGGUGAACAAGAAGCACUUCCAGGAGUUGACCCGGGAAGCCAGGGUCGUCCGCCUGGAGCCGGGGGAGGCGUACGCCGUGGAGGAGGUCACGCCGGCUGAUGAACGCCUCUCUAUACUACUCAAGGGAAAAAUGCGCGUGAGUUGCGACGAGACGCACCUACACUUCAUCCAGCCGUACCAGUUCGUGGACUCGCCCGAGUGGGAAGCCAACCGGGAGCAGUCUGACGAUGUCUUCCAGGUGACGGUGAUCGCAGAAGAAGUGUGCACGUGCAUCUGUUGGCCGCGCAUGCGCCUGGAACGAGUGCUGCGGCAUCGCCCCGCUCUCAAGGUCGUGCUAGACUGCCUUAUAGGCAAGGAUAUAACGCACAAAUUGUACUCAGUAAGCGAGGGUUUGGGCGCAGGCGCGGGCAACGACCGAGACGCGCUGCCGAGCCACCUGACGCGGUCGGCCAGCGUCGACGCAGUGCAUGAGGGCACCCGCGGUCGCCUGCGCAGCGUCGCUUGGCGAGCUCGCGCCUCCACACAUAAAGCGACGUCGUACUGGGCGCCCGUGACGGCGCGUCAGUUCCUGCGCCAGUCUCCGUUCUCACGGAGCAUGACGCAGCCGCCGCGGCUGCUGCAGCAGGCGUCGUCGGCCAGCCUGCAGCCGCCCGCGCUGCGCCGCAGCCCGCCGCGCCGCGCCACCUCGUUCCGGCGCGGUCGCGAGGUCAAGUUCGCGGAGGCCCCAACGACGCCGGAGCCCGCCGUGUGA
This is a messenger RNA of Pectinophora gossypiella (pink bollworm), 1416 nucleotides long. Its product is annotated as blood vessel epicardial substance-like. The coding region runs from base 1 to 1416 and encodes 471 amino acids. Gene Ontology annotation, molecular function: cAMP binding. Gene Ontology annotation, cellular component: sarcolemma. The transcript has 9 exons. The record is from RefSeq and is a predicted model, not a curated record. NCBI's taxonomy places the organism in Eukaryota, Metazoa, Arthropoda, Insecta, Lepidoptera, Gelechiidae.